Besnoitia besnoiti is the source of this 7287-nucleotide messenger RNA. RefSeq lists its product as uncharacterized. The record is from RefSeq and is a predicted model, not a curated record. Gene Ontology annotation, biological process: regulation of DNA-templated transcription. Lineage: Eukaryota; Apicomplexa; Conoidasida; Eucoccidiorida; Sarcocystidae. The transcript is spliced from 5 exons. Gene Ontology annotation, molecular function: DNA-binding transcription factor activity. Bases 1 to 7287 code for a protein of 2428 amino acids.
AUGGCCUCGGGCACGACUGAGAAAGGAGGAGCCGCAGAACGACCUUCACGGCCCCCGAGCGCCUCUGGAGUGUCCCUAAACCUGCGUUCUCGCAGACUCGGCUCUGCGGCGACCGAGGCCGCCGCCGGCGCCCGCAGUUCCUCACACGCCGCUCUCGGACGGGCUGCGGGGCGCUGCGACAGCUCGCCUGACGGCAGUCAACUGAAGGCCGGCGGCGGCGCGCCGGCGCAGCGCGCCCCGAGUCAGGACGACACCGGGCGGAAGGAGAGGGGCAAGAAGGUCACGCGUCUGCUCGCGCGCAAACUCCACGGCGCACCCGGCGAGGCAGCCCACAAACGCACCUAUUCAGCCACGCCUGCGUCGACGUGCGAAGGCCACCUUCUCGUCGCUGCCUCGCUCCUGAGCGAAGCAGCCGCGCAGACUGCGGACGCUUCCUCCAGAGCGUCUGGCGUUGACGGCGCUGCUUCCCGCGGGCGCGAAGACGACGCGCGAGCCAAAAAAUCUGGAGCUCCUGAGGCCAUGGCGAAGCCCGAGGACCGCUCCGAAGCUUCGCGGGCAGGCCGCGGGGAAGGCGAAGGCAGGAAGCCGGAGGCUAAAGGCGACGACCGCAGGGAGAAGAAAGCUGGGCUGGCGGGCGCAGGCACUCAAGAAGAGCGAAGAAAGGCCAAGUCCCACGCCAGUGAGGAACCCCAGAUCGAGGCUCUGCCCCGCGCCACCACGGCGUCGCCGAGUGCGCCCUCGAAGGCCUCUCCCACUGCGGCCGCGGGCGAGGAGAAGGCGUCCGCGUCGAGGCUUGCCAGCGGCAAGUCGCCGGGCUCGGAGCACAGCGACAAGGCGCUUCCGCCGCCUCGAGGGGGGGGAAGCGAGUUGAACGGGAAGACGCGCGCGUCGGCUCGGCGCGAAGGCGCCGAAUCGAGCAAAGCCGGGGGCGGAGAGGUCGGCUCAUCUGAGAGGGGCAAGCCUGAGAGGAAUGACUCUGAAGGCGGCGCGGGCCUAGGGUCGUAUUCGGGCUCGUCUCCGCCUGCGACGUCAGGCGGCAGGAGCUGCGGAGACCGAGAGGCGAUCACGAGUCUCGCCGCAGCUUUCGAGGAGAAGGAACGCGACAAAGCGGCGGCGUACUCCGACUUCGCGCUGACAUACGCCGGCCGGUCGCUCGCUUCUCAGGGGGAGGUGCCUGAGGAGCUUCCUGCGGAAGAUCCGCCAGGCUUGUUUCUGUUGAACGACAGCGUGAGUCGGGCUGAGAGCCCCCGCCUACAGCAGAGACCCAUGAAGCCGUCGCGCAACGCUCCGCUGGCGUCUUCGGCGCCAGGUGUCCUUAGCGGCGUGUCUCCAGCCGACCUCGGGCUUCUUCUGGAUUGCCUCGUCGUCGGUGAGCAGGCCGCGCGCCGCGCACACCUGCGGCUCGACGCGGUCGCGCGCGAAGUCGAGACCGCCUACUCGACUGUCGCGCGGGCGGGCUUGCGCCUGGCUAGCUUGCUCGGCGUCCCCUACGACCAGCUCUCGGAGUUCUCCGCCGCCGAGCUGAUGCAAGCCAGCGUCGCCGGGCGAGGCGCCGGAGGAACCGAGGCCGGGAGCCGCGCACCGACCACCGCCACCGCAGGAGCGUAUCGCGGCCGCGGCGGCGUAGAGAUCGGCGAGGGCGACGACGGGGCCUGGGCGGCGUUUGCGGCUGACAGAGACUGGGAGGCCGUAGAGAGGUGGAGACGGGGCCGAGGCCCUCGAGGCGCGGAGUUGGGUCUCGCAGAAGAAAUGCGCGCGCUGGAGACUGCGGGUGCGCUGCCGCGCGGCCGAGACGUCGAAUCCGAAGACGGGAGGCCGCUGCGCCGCUUCCUCGCGUCGUCGCACAGCAGUCGACCCGCGUCGGGGUGGGCAGACGGUUUCCGCAGAGGUGCGGCGCCGGGCGUGGGGAACGAGCAAUGCAUGGACUUCGCUGCAGAGGCCGGCGGCAAGGCGACCCGCGCAGACGGAGACGAAGACGGUCGUGCAGAGACGUCAAACUCAGCGCGACUGCUUUUUGAGUUUGCCGAGUCGCUCUGGAGCGAGUGUGUCAAGUCUGGAGGGAAGAAGGGAGACGGCGACGCAGACAGUCGCCGGUGGCGGUCGCUGGAGGCGCUGGAGCUCCUGCGGACACUCGACCGUGAAAAGGGACAGCGCCGCAGCAGCAGUCCAGGCCUCGGGAGUCCGUACGUUGGGACCCAGCAGGCGGCGCCGGGGGAGGAGAACGGCUUUGAGGCCAUGCCCAGCCGGAAGGCCGCGAGCUUCUCCUUUCCUGUCCCCCAGUUUGCCGACUCCCGAGGCGUCUGGCCGUCGGAAACAGGAGCCGUGAACUCCGAGCGAUGCGGCGACGCGACCACGCAGGCGGGACAGACCUGCUCCUCGUCAGGCCUGUCCCGCUUGCGGUCGGGGGCCGGCGACAGCGGACGAACGCAGACGCCAGGGGGUUUGAGAGGCGACGGGGAGGACGAGAGGGGACUGCUUUUCACGGAGGAGGCGGAAGCGGCGCGACAGAAGAGGCUUCGCAGCGGCGGGGCGUCCUCCACGAGUGGAAGCACCUCGCGAUUCGGGAACUGGAGAGAGCUCACAGGCAGCUUCUCGGGCGCAGACAAAGUGACCGACCGCGAGGCGGCCGGGGCUCCAGCGGCGCGGGAGGCGAAGAAAGGGGCGACAAUGGAGAAGGAAGGUCAGAACCUGAAGGCUGGCGACUCGGCGGGAGGUGGACAACCCAGCCGGGAGAAAAGACUCCGGAAAGAAACGAGCGGGUCCACAGAGGACGCGAGAGCGACCGACGACGCGGCAGGUGUGUCUGAGAGGAAGCGGAAACUCGCUUCUGAGAGCGAGCCCAGCAGCGAGAAGAACGCAGACGCCGACGGCGUCGCUCAAGAGAGAGGCGAAGAGGCGGCGGCGCGGGCCCCGGGGGCGUCGAACGCGAGUGCGGACGCGAAGGGCUCGAAGGCCACGCGCGGCGCCGAGACCGAACGAGCUUCAGGGACUUCUCCGUCGUCUCCCGCCCCGCAGUCUGGUGGCAUCCUGACCCGCGGCCGCGCAGCGGCCAGUCGCCAGCAGCAGAAGGAUGGAGAGGAGAGCAAGGACGCGGCUGAAGCAGAGCCGAAGUCUCGGCGUGGACCCUGGACGAGAGGCGAAGGAGGCGGUGCGGAGAGGGGCAAGGCCGACGACGCAGGAGACGCUCUCUCCGGGGGCAUCGAAGAGUUCCUCCACGCCGUUCGCGCGCGCGCAGACAGGGAACAGCGAAGCCAAUCGGAAGAGUCUUCCCUCCCGCCUUACAAGCGGCACCGUGUAUCCCCGACCGCAGCAGGCGCUCGCGAAGAGCGGGCGCGGGGGACCAACAGCGGCUCUCGAGACGACAAAGGAGGCGACGACGAGGGCGGAGCAGCCGAAGCCGCGGAGGCGACUGUUGGCGCCGACGCACAUCGAAAGAAGGACGGAAGUCCAGAGACGCCGGAAGGCGGCGUCGCCUCGCCCCGCGACACACAUCCUAGCUCGGAAGGAGCUGCAGGCCCCGGCAGAGCAGAUGAAGAGGACGGCGACCCCGGGGAGCGGAGCGACGCUUUGAGUCUCGACGCGCGGCAGCGCAAUGGCGCGACCUCACGCCUGCGUUGGCUUUCAGACGUGAGAGGAGCGGACUCGCUGGCCUCGCUUCCCCAGCGAGACCGUCUGCCGUUCUGGGGGGCGGCAGGCGCCGGGGGCCGCGACCGCGUAGACUUCGACUGGCGGAGGCUCUCGGAAGCGGGUUCGCCGCCGUACACAGAUGACGAGAAGGCGUUUUGGCUUUCGUCUCGGCUCGGGCGCCUCCUUAGUUCUUCACGGGGAGAAGGCAGCAACGGCUCACGCAGUUCGCUCCCUCGCGUAGCCGACGACGGCGACGACGAGGGCGUGGGGAGCAUGUGUCACUUAGCGGGCGCAUUCAAAUUGGGGGCCGGAGGCCGUCUUUUCUCGGGAAGCGCCGACGCGAGUGCGGCCUGCGGUGAGGGCCUCCAGCCGCGGCGGCGGCGGCCCAACGAGCGCAUCAAGAAAGCUGGACUUGGGGGGGGCAGCGGGGCCGCUGGCGGUUUGGCGCUGCGGCGCAAAGAUGAGAAGGAGGAGCCCGGCGAGGAGUUCACGACUCUCUCGAGUGUCUACAACCUCUCCGGGGCCUUUUCCCCGCGGGACACGACUGCUUCCGCUCACAAGUUGGGGGCAGCGCUCUGCAAGAAAAACACGUCUGCGUCGAACGACUUCGCGCACCUGCCGCCGGACUUUUUCAUGGAUCCCGCCUCGCAACUCCGUGCGUCUGAGGGAGGCGGCGGGGUCGGAAGCGGCAGCGCCUUCGGCGGCCGCGGGCACUCGGAGUCCAGCCGCGCGUUUUUCCGCGGCAACGGCGACGGCCGCGGCGCCUCGGGGCGCGGGGAGGCGCCGGCGUGCCAAGGCUCUGGUGGGGGUUUCUCGGGAGGGGCGAUGGGAGGCGGAGAUGUGCCUUUCGCGUUUGGCAAGGCCUCAGACCCUCUCUCCUCUCUGGGGCCCCUCGGGGCGUCGCAGGGAUGGGCUGCCUUCGGUGCCUCCUCGACCAACCGGGGCGGUGCGGCGAGCCGCGGCGCGCCGCCGUUCUCGCAGAAGAGCGGCAGACUCUUGGGCUCCGGUGGAGCCUCCGGUCUGCAGGGCGCGGCUCCACUGCCUUCUCCCUUCGACCCCCUCGGCGCAGGUCAGCGCGGGGGCGGCGCGGGAAGGCACGGGUCCCUGGGCCGCGCAGGCUGCUCCCCCGACGAACUGGACGACGGCGCGUUCUUCGCCGAGACUGCCUUCCCCUCGCGCGCCGGCGGCGCGGGGCCUCUCGGCUGCCCGCCGUUCCCGUUCGAGUCGACGGGUCACGUGAGUUCGCCGGCGUGCCGUGGGGACCCGCUUCUGUCUGGAGGAGGAGGCGGCUACAGUGAGCAUUUCUCGAGCCUCGUGGCGGGCGCCGGCGACAAAGGCGCGCGGAACUUCCCGCCGUCCAGCGGCGCGAUGGAGGACGCGGCCACGCAUCUGUUCUCGGCGGCGGCUCGCGGCUCAGGGGCCGGCGGCCGACGGCCCUCAUCGCGCGACAGCGAGGACGAAGGGACCUCCAGCGACGGAGACCUGCCUGAGUCUGCCAAGACGACAUGGCCAGGCGCGACGGGAGCUGCGUCGACCUUCGGCUCGCGGCUGCACUGCGUUGUGCCCGUGGGCUCUGCGAGGAAACACCGCGCGCCAGGCGACGCGGGAGACCCCAGCGCAGAUGGCGCCCGCGAAGGAAAAGACUACGUCUCCGAGGUCCCCGGCGUGAGCUACAGAUCCACCCCCCACAGCGGCUGGAGGUUCAGGUGGAAGGACGCAGAGACCGGGAAGGAAUACUCGCGCUGUUUUUCGGUGAACAAGUUCGGCUUUGAGAGAGCGAAGAGAAAGGCUGAACGCGUCGCGCGGGAGAUGCGCCAAGGACGAAGCAUCAUCAUCAGUAACCACACUCGUACAAAAGUCUACCUGGCGGAUUCGAACGGAGGCGCCAGCAGCGGAGGCUCGGGCGGAGGAGGCGGCGCUGGGGGGGAAGGGAGUGCGGCCGCGUCAUCGAGCUCCUUCGGCUGUCGCCCUGCAGUGGACUCCGUUUUCCCGGGGUUUCCGUUCACGUCGUCAAGCACGUUCGCCGCGGACUGUGGCGGGGUCUCUCGUUCGCCUCCGCCGGGCAGUGCUCUAGACGCGUCUCCCUUCGCGUCAGACCUCUCUGUCGCGCCGCCGUCUGCCGCAGACGGGCCUUCUGGAGCGCCUCUCGCCUCGCCGUCGCUUCCGGCCUCGUCUGCCGCAGGGCGGGCGGGCGGAGGCGGGGGCAGCUUGGCGAUGUCGCCUGUGGGGGGCGACUUCGCAGCCGCGCCCUCGUCCAGCCUCCUCUACUUUGCGUCGUCUUCUUCGGGGUUCAGCACCUCGGCCGGAGGCACGAGCGGGAGCGGCGAAGGCUGUUUCCCUGCGGGCAUCGGCGCGGGCGCGUCGGCCUCCUUCGCGCCUCAGGACUUCUGCGGCGGAGGCGAGGGAGGAGCAGGCGCUGGAAGCGGCAGCGCGACACCCGGCUCCUUUGUCUUGGGCGCAGCGGGAGGAGAGUUCUGCGGCAGGCCGCGUGGCGAGCCGAAAGGCGGGCUCGCCGAGGGGUUGGGCGCGAUCGCCGCGGAGCGACCCCACAUGCCGUUCUCAACCGGCCCCUUCGGGGCGUCGACGCCGCUCGAGGGCGACAACUUGAUGUUUCAGGAGCCCAUGCAGUCGGCAGUGGGCAGAGGAGGCGCAGACGCCGGGGGCGGCAGCAGCGCAGACAGGGCCGAGGGGGACAGGGAGACGGGCGCGCUUUCGAGUUCGGUGAGAGGAGUCAUCUUCGAGCACGCGAGGGGAAGCUGGAGAGGCCUCGUCGUUGACAAAGACACAGGGAGACAGCAAGUGCGGCGCUUCUCCGCUCGCAAGUACGGCCAUACUGAGGCCCGCCUCCGCGCAGAGCGUUUCUGCCUGGAGGCGCAGCGCCUGCGGGAGGCUCGAGAGGCGACGAGUGGAUAUUCGUCGUGUGUUCAGAAGGACGGCGGAGGUGUCAAAACAAACGCCAUGUUUGACGGAGACCUUUUCUCCCGCUUGGAUCCCCCUAUCAUGGAAGAGUCCAUGGCUUCAGUCGACGUAGCGGGCGGGGAGAGCGAGGAGCGACCGUGGAGUGGGAGUGCACGGGGGGCAGCUGGCGUCUCGUCAGGGCUAGGGCUGUCCCGUUUUUCGCCGGGCUCGGCGUCGCCGCCCUCGUAUUUAGACCUCGAGUCGUCGCACGCGCUGCUGGCGGCGGCUCCGCUCAGCUCGAUUCCCGACGACCUGAGCCACGACCUCGCGGACGGAGUGGGUGGCGCGGAAGGCCCCGCGGGGGCCGCCUCGGCUGCGAGGCGGAGGAAUGGCCGCGACAAAGAAGCGAUCGAAUUUGCGGGGCGAGCAGGAGGUCUCGGAUCCUCCGGCGAGGGCAAGGCGCCAGUCGAGCGGAAGGAGUCGGGCGGCAGGACUGAGAAACAAGCUGGCUUUUCGGCAACUCGAAAAGACAAACGAGCGGAGAGAGGAGGCGGGGAUGUCUUGGCGCCUCAGCAGCGGACGCUGAGCUCGGACGACAUGCUAGGAACUAGCAAAGCUGACAACGAGUGGAGCACAGGCGACGCGAGAGGACGAGAGGAGGAGGAGAACGCAGGAGCGAAUCCGCGUGGCGCUGCCGGUAAAGAGGGGACUAUCUCCGCCGCAGGGACGGCAACUGCUGGCGGCAGCAGCAGAAGUGCCUAA